Cyclopterus lumpus (lumpfish) is the source of this 3453-nucleotide messenger RNA. RefSeq names its product extracellular matrix protein 2, female organ and adipocyte specific (gene ecm2). The record is from RefSeq and is a predicted model, not a curated record. The transcript is spliced from 12 exons. Gene Ontology annotation, molecular function: heparin binding; collagen V binding; protein binding. Gene Ontology annotation, biological process: positive regulation of cell-substrate adhesion; extracellular matrix organization. Gene Ontology annotation, cellular component: extracellular matrix. NCBI's taxonomy places the organism in Eukaryota, Metazoa, Chordata, Actinopteri, Perciformes, Cyclopteridae. Bases 167 to 2512 code for a protein of 781 amino acids.
UCUACGAUCACACACACACACACACACACACUGCAUCAUCACACAGCGACACACACACACACACACACACACACACCUCUCCUGGAGCUCCUGCAGAACCGGAGGAGGAGAAAAGAGGGUGGAAGAAUUUGGCCUCAAGUCUCACAGCUGCCUUCAAACUGCUGGGAUGAGGUGGUGGCUGAUGGCGGUCAGCUUGUGGCUGCUGGUGGUCGUGACCGUCUCCAACGCUCAGGCCGGGAACAGACCGCGCAACCAGGACCGAGACAUCCGCCGGGGGAAGAGGAAGAGGGACGGACAAGGUCCUUGGCGGGCCAGAGCGGGGCGCUCUAGACCUCUAAAGAUCAGACUGGUUCCUGGUCCCGGCAUGCCAAUGGAGCCUGGAGACAACCAAGGAACCACUCUGAUCAUGAAGUCCAAUAAGGAGCCACAAGAACAGCACUCCAGCUACAACGUUAUCCCAGGUAAGCAGGGCCAGUGUGAGUACCGGGGUCUGACCAUGUUCGACCAGGCCGUCUGGUCCCCGAAGCCCUGUGUGACCUGUCUGUGUGCCGGCGGGCGGGUGGUUUGUGACGAGAUCGCCUGUCCCACAAUGCACUGCAACUUCCCCUUCACGCCUGCUGGGGAGUGCUGCCCCGUCUGCAUGGAGUCAGACCCUGACCUCAGCCUUGACCUUUCUGGUGACUCCCCAGUUCCCAACGACCCCGGUGAGGCCGUGACCCCGCUGACCCAGGAGGAGAUCCAGCGUAUCCUCUGGCGGGAGGAAGAGGAGCACCGCGAGGAGGAGGAACGCCUGAGAAAGAAGGAUGAGGCGAGGAAGACAAGGAGGAAGCAGAGGAAGGAGCAGGCGGAUAAACAAAGGAAGAUAGUGGAGGGGAAGAGGAGGGAUGAGGAGGAGGCGCUGAGGCUGCAGGUGGAGAAAGAGGAGGAGGAGUGGAGGAGGCAUAUGGAGGAGGAGGAGAGGAGGCGGGAGGUGGAGGAGAAGAGGAGGAGACAGGAUGAGGAUGACAAGAGGCAGAAGGAGGCAGCAGAGAGAGAAGCAUGGGAGAAGGAAAGGAAGCUAGAGGAGGAAAGGUGGAGACAGGAGGAGAUGCUGAGGGAGCAACUACUGGCUCCGGUGGAGGAGGAAGAAGAGGAGGAGCAGAAAAAGGUAGAGGAGGAGGUGUGGCUGAGAGGAGAUGUGUUUGAGAUGCCCCCAAAAGAACCCGAAGAACCCGAGGAACCCGAGGAACCGGACCUCCUCCCCGCUCCGAUACCACAACCUCCCGCUGCGACAGAGGAGGAGCUGAAGGACAUGGAAGCAGAAGUGGAGGAGGCAGAAGAGGAGAGGGAGGAGGUGGUGGAGAACAGAGGAGGCCUUCCUCCAGGCUGCGACAUCUCCGAUGUCACUCUGACGUGCGAUAACGCCAAACUCACGUACUUUCCCCCUCUGUCCAUUCCUGAGCUCAAGUCUCUCAGUCUGGAGGGCAACAACAUCAGCAGCAUCCCAGCAGAAGCCUUCAAUGGCAUCCCGAACCUGGAAUGGAUCAACCUUAAGAAAAACAAACUCUCCUCCAACGGCAUUGACACCAACGCCUUCAAAGGUCUGAAGAUGCUAAGGCGUCUGUACUUGGACGGGAACCUUCUAGAAGCCGUGCCCGCUGACCUUCCCCCGACGCUGCAGGAGCUGAAGAUCAACGAGAACCAACUGAGGAGAAUCGAUGAAAACGGCUUCCAAGAUCUGAGCAGCCUGGUGAUUCUAGAGUUGGAGGGAAAUCUGCUGAGCGAGGGGAAUGUAGAUCCUCUGGCCUUCGCUCCCCUCGUCGAGCUCUCCUACCUCCGACUGGGCAGAAACCACUUCCGCACCAUACCGCAAGGCCUUCCCAGUUCGUUGCUGGAGUUGUACUUGGAGAACAACCUGAUCGAGGAAAUCUCAGAGACCGUUUUCAACCAGACCCACAGUCUGAACGUGGUUUCUUUGAGAAACAACAGGCUGGACGAGACCCGGAUCGCCCCGCUGGCCUGGAUCAACCACAGAAAUCUGGAGUCCAUCGACCUUUCAAACAAUGACCUUUACCUGGUUCCAUCGUACCUGCCCAGAUCUCUGGUCCACCUGGUGCUGGUGGGAAACAACAUCGAGAGAAUACCUGGCUACGUCUUCGCCCACAUGGACCCCGGUAUCGAGUACCUCUACCUCUCCUACAACAAACUGGACGGGGAGGCCAUCGAGCCGGAGUCGUUCUUCGGCUCGUACCAGUCCAUGGUGGAACUGUGCCUGGACCACAACCAGCUGGUCUCGAUCCCGUCCGGCAUCAACGAGAUGACCAACUUACACUUCCUCAGACUCAACGAUAACAACAUCAGGAGUGUCCGUGACGAAAGCGUCUGUGACCCGAACCACAGCGGCGACUCCACCCUGGUGGCCGUGAGGCUGGAAAACAACUACAUGGACCCCCAGAAGGUCUCACCGGCAGCCUUCUCCUGCGUACGCUCCUCCUCCAGUGUGGUCUUAAAACCACAGAAAACUAAAAACUAAAACUGAUGUGUCAAAGCAUUCAAUACGUUUCCCCUCUCUAGCUCCCUCUGAUGCUGUAUGUUAUUGGAGAGUAAUAAGAACUCGCUUCACGUGGUUUAGAAGGUUGAACAUGGGAUUGAUAACACCUUAUUGUAAAGCAUUGAUCCUAUCCUGUUCAAACGAGCUUCUUCUUCAGUUUCAGGUCUGCUAUGUUUGCUUUGCACCUGAACCUGGAGAUGACAGAACACCUUCAGACACAUCGGUCUCCUUUAGUACAAAUGUAAAGCCCUUUUUAAAUGGAGAGAACUCCGGUCCCCCCUUACAUAGUAAAACGAAGACGCUCAUAAAGAAAUGGAAGGAAUUCGAUGAAAUGAGACCACGAGCCCAACGGCAUUAUUUUUAACAAACUCGCCACCUUCAUGUUCCAUUUCUCAGCCGUUCCUUUCACAAAGUCUCCAACAGGGAAAGGAGACGCAUCCUCUGAGCUCAUCCCUCUGAUAAAGAUAAAGAAGAUAAAAUGAUGGAAGCUGAAUGGUGAAGGAGGAUUUACAGUUCAGAUUUCUCCCAUCGAAGGCCCCUCAACAACAGACAAAUCAGGACAGGAUUUUGGGCAUAUUAAUAACUGAAGUAAUAACUUGUUUCAAUAUUGAACAAGGAGACUUUUUAAAAUGCAGUGGUUGUUGUUUACGCGGUUUCAGCAGGUUUGCUCUAGACUUUCAUGGAGAUAUGUAAAGUUGUGUGGACCGUUGGCUACAGAUGUGUUUUUUUUCCAACGGUAAAUUCAAAAUGUCCAUUUGUUUUAACUAUACGUCUAUGUUUCUGCUUCAACUAUCAACCCGUGUAACUGGAGUGUAAUAUGUUGUAAUAUGAGAAUAGAAGAAGGUUGCUGCAGGUUGGGAGAGUAACUCCUUUAUGAAUGUGGAUUAAAUGCUCUUGUCGUACAGUCAUGUACGAGAGGUACA